This is a messenger RNA of Lasiosphaeria miniovina, 1043 nucleotides long. RefSeq lists its product as uncharacterized. The record is from RefSeq and is a predicted model, not a curated record. The transcript has a single exon. Lineage: Eukaryota; Fungi; Ascomycota; Sordariomycetes; Sordariales; Lasiosphaeriaceae. The coding region runs from base 234 to 854 and encodes 206 amino acids.
GUACAGAGCAAGCAAGGUAAGGUAGGAUGGAUCGAUGGGUCGAUGGCGAAUGCGAGUGGACGUGAGAGGCACGUAGGUAUCGAAUUGUUUAGUCUGAAAGCUUGCAUCCAGUCAAAGAAGCAAUGCAUGUUUCAAGGCCCGAUGGUCGCGUUGGUUGAUUGUCAUGGCCUUCGAUUGACCUCAACCACGCUGCGGUAACGAGGGGACAGCCUGGCAGACCACACAACCAUCACAUGGAACCCGGAAGCUUGUUGCUCAUCGUCCAGGGAGGGCAGCCUGGAAGCUCUGCAGUCACCCCGCCUUCCUCCCUAUCCGCGCUUCUUGAGGAGGGAAGCACGAUCGACCUGACUAGGAAGGUACAUGCAAUACAAUACAAUGCGCCUUGGAACCUUAUAAUAUUUGCAGCUGAGAGCCUUCCGUUGAUCCAGGCUCUUUCCUCGAGCCCUGUCCCUACGAAGUUUGUGCCACGAGCGAGGUUUCGGACCCCAAUCCCCAAUGGAAUGGAAGAUGCCGAAGUGAAAAUCAGGUCCUGCAAUAGGGUCAAGGUUUCAAGACGUGUUGUCAGAGGCCCGGCUGCUGCCAUUGUAUGCGACGUCAUGGUCAGAUUGCCGACCCUGGCGCUCGAGAAACAGGCGGAUUGCAUGCAUUUCCUUUGCCUCGUACUUCGGGGCAUGUGUCGAUAUUGUCAGGCUCACCGAAACAGACCCGAUGGAAACCGUCCACUCCAACUACACCUACACCUUGGGACAGGAAACCUUAACCAAGGUGAGGCCGAGUCCUUUGCCGGAUGGUAUUUGGCGAGAAACCCAAUUUUAUUCCCAGAGAAUGACCCAGGAAUCCAUGUGCGUUUAUGACUAGCCCUUCGCUCAGAUGCAGGCAAUCAACUGUCUAGACCACAGGCCUUGCGCUCUUCACGUGGCUUUGACGGGAGGAUCUAGCCCUCAACACCACAUGUGUCAGCUCAUCCAUCCACCCGUCUCAUUUUUUAAAAAUACCCCGAAUGCAGUUCCCACUAUUUAAAAGUACACUAGUGCCGAGUUGCA